Molecule: messenger RNA, 318 nt
Organism: Neoarthrinium moseri
Lineage: Eukaryota; Fungi; Ascomycota; Sordariomycetes; Amphisphaeriales; Apiosporaceae
Exons: 1
Coding region: 1-318 (105 amino acids)
Source: RefSeq, a predicted model, not a curated record
AUGGCAUCAAACUACAACGGCGCCCGCCGCGCCGGCCAUGUCAACUUCUCGAGCUUCAUUCACGAUCUGAACGAGAUCACGCCCCCGCAGCAGGAGGUGUCGCCCACCAACGACAAGUGGGAGGAUGACCUCUCCAUGUUCACCAACACGAACUUCUUGGACUGGGACCAGUCGUCUGCCUCGGCAGCGCCGCCAGCAGCCGCAGCACCAACGCCAGUCAUGCCCGCCAAGGAGGUAGAGGUCAAGACAGUUGCGCCAGCAGCGGCCGACCCUUCGCUCACAUCGGCAGUAGGAGACUUUGACUUUGCCACAGGUUAG